AUGGUCAUCUUCUCAAAUAUCGAUAGAUUUUACAAAAGAAACAAAUUUAGAUCGAAAAAGGUUUCGACUUGCAUCAAUUCUUCAAAAAGUUUUACUCUCUCUCUCUCCCCUCUCUCUCCCUCUCACCCUCUCCCUCUCUUUCUCUCUCUCACUCUCCCCUUUCACUCUUCCCCUCUCUCUGACUCUCUCUCCCUCUCUCUCUGCAACAUUUUUUUGACUUCUCUUGUCCAAUUUACUCUCUAUAUUUCUCUUUCUCUCUCUAUUUCUCUCCCUCUCUCUCUCUCUCUCUCUCUCUCUCACUCUAGGCGCACAGACGCCGACACAAACGUCACCUCCAACUCUACCGUCGCCGCCGUACCUUCCUCGCCAUUCCCCACCCUUCCGCCAUCAUUUUCCUCUUUUUUUUUUUAUUCUUGUUCCUCUUCUUUCUUGCCUUGUUUUUCCUUCUCUCCCCUUUCGCGAGUCGAAGCUCGCUGGGAAUUCAGUGCGGCCUGCCUUUCUAAUUGUGGUAUAAACAACAUCGCCGACAACGCCGCUGCCUCUGCCAAUCACAUUACAACUCUCCUACGCUGCCGCCAACUUCUGACGAAGAAAUGGAUUUUUCUUUCUUUCUCUCUUUUUUUUUCUUCUUUUUUUUUUUUUUUUUUUUUUUUUUUACCUUUUUUUUUCCUGUUCACCACCGAUCCAUCUCUCUCUCUCCCCACAUAUCUAUCUAUCUAUCUAUCUAUCUAUCUAUCUAUCUAUCUAUCUAUUCAGCAUCUCUCUCUCUCCCCAUCUAUCUAUCUAUCUAUUAAAUUGGGGGUUUGUGUUGGGGGAACGGCAGCGGGAGGCACAAGUACGUGCCAUAAACAAAAUCAUACUGACGUCAUGGACACCCGGGCUUCAACCGAAACUGCAUCCGCGCCAAGGUUGACCAAAAAAACUGGACGUAUUCUCUGGAGGAAAUUCCGUAGUUAG
Messenger RNA from Acanthosepion pharaonis, 957 nucleotides. NCBI's taxonomy places the organism in Eukaryota, Metazoa, Mollusca, Cephalopoda, Sepiida, Sepiidae. The record is from the annotation of a GenBank genome assembly.